Molecule: messenger RNA, 3640 nt
Organism: Synchiropus splendidus (mandarinfish)
Lineage: Eukaryota; Metazoa; Chordata; Actinopteri; Syngnathiformes; Callionymidae
Gene: mpzl1l
Product: myelin protein zero-like 1 like
Exons: 6
Coding region: 72-878 (268 amino acids)
Cellular component (GO): focal adhesion; cell surface; membrane
Source: RefSeq, a predicted model, not a curated record
UCCUCACGGGAAGAAGAACGAGCUCGGGAUACAAGGAGGAAAAAAGGCAGAGUCGUGUUGUGAUCAACAGAAUGGAGCAAAAACGGCUGAAUUUCAUCACCAGGCGCAUUUUGUUUGUGGAAUUUUCGUUAUUUCUUCUCUCCGUCAGUAAACCUUCGCUGGCGAUUGAAAUCUACGCCGACCCGGAGGUGGUAGUGGUCAAUGGGACUGCUGCUGUUCUCAAGUGCACCUUCAGGUCCAGCGUGGCGGUCACUGCCAACAGCCCUGUGUUAACUUGGACCUUCGAGUCCCGUCAACCAGAUAGUGAGUUCUACAGAAAUCCAAAAGUGAUUUUCUACUUCUUCAACGCUAAUCAAUACCUGGGCGAAACUGAGUUCAAAGACCGUGUGCAGUUUGUCGGAGACAUCAACAAGAGAGACGCCUCCAUUCAGAUCUUCCCCAUCCAGUUCAGUGACAACGGAACCUUCUUGUGUGAUGUGAAGAAUCCCCCCGACGUUACAGGAACUACGGCGCGGAUCGAGCUGCGGGUGGUUCCAAAAGAAUCGCUCCCUUCCACCAACCCCACCAUCAUCAUCGGUGGCGUGUUGGGCGGCUUGGUGCUGCUGGUGCUGAUAGCGGCUGGCGCUUGUAUGGCUAUGAAGUAUCGACAGAGCCGCUACGACUAUGAAGGCUGCACUUCUCUGGACAGCGUCAACUCUCAGGUUGCUCAGCCCAGGAAGAAGCAGGAAUCCAGUAUGGAGAGUUCCCGGGCCACCAGCCCCUCGGGGCCCCUGCAGGGCCCGGUGAUAUACGCCCAGCUGGAUCACUCGGGCGUCAAGAGCUCAAAUCCGUUACAGAAGAUGGAGCCGGUGGUCUACGCCGACAUCCGCAAAAACUAACCAGAAACCGGACCAGAACCAACUCAAAAUAAAGUACCAGACCUCCACCGACUGCUUGGGGGGGGGCUUCAUCUGAAGACGCAUGAUGCUGUGCAAGUAAAAGAUAUCGUCUAGUGUGCUUAAAAAAAAUAUGCCCCGGCAGGUGUCGGAGACGAAAGAAUCAUUCCACACGUUCUAGUAGUUGCGAUAUUUAAUAUUCAAAUGUUUGUGGCACCAUGACACUCUUGCACCAGCGGAGGAACUUUUCACUGAAACAGCAAAGUAUUUUUCCAUUUCUGAGGGAACUGGGUGUUAAAUAGCCAAACACAAUACUGACACAGUCACCAGACGGCUACAUUGACCUGGGGUCAUAUGGAUUUCCGUCUCCAAGCGUUCACUAUUAUAGUAGUUGGCAUGUUUGUGCCAGAAUUCGCUUUAUUGCACUCUGCCACAGGUUUGUCAGCAUGUUUUGAUAUCCACGUUUUGUUAUUGCAUCAUGUGCUGAAGCUUGACAGCACCUAUGAUUUGAAAACCACUUUAGUAUUUUGCCACUAAUAUUUACUGGCCACCAUCAAAAGAUUCUUCCAUUUUAAUGAGACAAAAUAGAAGUUAGUUGAUGAGGUUUGAACACAGUAGAAUAGAAGUAAAGUUGUGAUGCGUUGGCAACUUUAGCGCAAACCACCUGAUUGCCAUUUGAACACAGACAUUCUUUGAAGUAGAAGGCGAGCCCUUUUUAUGUUGGCAGAUGUAUUUGUGACUUUUAAAAGUGUAUAUUUUUGUUCCCCCGAACUUCCUCUCAAGUCUGGGUCGUGCUGGAAUCUUCGCUGGUGCAACUUGUCGCUGUUUUUAACGUCAUCUGCAUGCAGUGAAUUCUGAUGUCGCUAACAAACGCCAGCUAGUGAGCUGUUUGUCGUUGUUCUACUGUAAACGUUGUGUAAACUUCGGGCAUGUCGUCGUGGUACUUGGUUACUCUAAAAGAAAGAAGCAAAAUCUCCCCUUUCUCUUCAAUGGACCAUUUUUCAACUAUUUUUGUCAAAAGUUUUGUUGUGUGGAAAUGUGUUUGUGAUUCCUUUGAGAUGAGCUGCUAGCUGGAAAUUAAUAUUUUCAACUCUUAAUAUAUUUUGAGGAAAAAAAAGGAAAAAAAAAAAAGAAAAAAAAGGUCCACUGAAGCGAAACGUAGUGUAUGUGGGAGUCGAACAAACGGAAUAAUUGAACAUUACACAUCAAUACUAACACUCAUAUCCAAGUAUCUUUUUGUAUGAAGCUCUUUGUCUUUUUUGGGCCAAAAUGUCACUGAUAUUAGCGUUUUAUUUUCCUAUGCUUUAAGAACAUUCCAAACUCUGGUUACAUGAUGCAUUUAAGAACCAAAACUUAUUUUUUUCGUUGAGAAUUUAUGUGGAAAAUGUCUCUUACUUCACUUGUGAUUCCCUGCUCAUGCCAUUGUACUGUACAUCAUUCCAGAUCGGAUCAUUCUGGAUCCUAAGAGAGUAGGAGAACGUGGUCGGGGGGAAGUUGGAAUCUGGAUUAUUUGUUGUAAAUGGUUUUAACUUCUACUCAAAGUGACACAAUGGUCAUUUGAAUAUAACUGGAAAUCAGUAGAUCCCAGCUCAGCGCACUGUUUGUUUGCAAUAUGUCAGAGAAAAAAGUUGUGCCCCCCCAAAAAAAUGCGGGGAAUGGCAGUCGCCUGGGCAACGUUCCCAGGCCAGUGAGGAGAUAUAACCUCUCCACCUGGUCCUGGGUCAAUCCCUUGGUCUCCUCCCAGCCGGCCGUUCCUUAAACGCCUCCAAAAGGAGGCGCCCUCACCAGAUGCCCAAAACAUUUAUGGCGGGUCAUUAUUUGUAUGUACCGAGUUAGCUCGUGAUAAUUUCUCAGCCAAUUGAGGAUUCGUCUGUUGCCUAUCAUCACCGCCUUUGGCUCAAGUUGCACGAAGUAAGAAGAAAAAAAAUCUAUCAAUCCGCUGAAUCGUCUGGUGUUGUACGUGUUAAUGACACAUUACGAAACGUGAUUCCCUAUUUGUGAGGUGUCCUUGACAGACAUGAUGUGUUUGUUAAGCCUUGCAUGAUGGCAAAGUGCAACUGAGCCCAAACUAAUGGUGCUACUUCCAGAGUGGUGCUGCUAGCUAGUAGCAUUCUUUCCUAAUUUUGUCAUUGUUGUUUUACGCUUUAUCGAAGUUCCAACCAUGAAUCGAGAAGCACACACACACACGCACAGAUUACUGCCAUGUAACCACAAGGUUUGCCAUAAAUCCAGGGUUAAAUCGAUUUGUUGCUAAGUAUUCAGUCGAGCACCCUCUGACUCUGCAACAAAAUUACCUCAUUUCUGUUGUGAGGACUUUGAUCAUUGUGUCAUUUUGAUCAGAGGCUAAAACUUGUCCUGUUUUGACACAGUUGUGAAAAAAUGAAACAUCAUUCUGGUUGAAUCGAUAAAUUCUGAGUUUUUGCGCCGACUGUACCGCGGCUUGCCGUCUUGCUGUCGGAGUGACAACUGCCUGUGGGUUUGUCUCUAAACACUUGUUUUGAAAAGAAGUGUUUUUAAGUUUUCGGUGGUAAAUAAUCGUUGUCAAUCUCUGCACUACACCUGUUCAACCUGUGAGUCUUCUGUCGCUCGUCUUAAACUGGAACGUUUGUACAUUUAGUGCCUUUUUCAUUUCAUCACCGACUUGAACGUUUGCUCGAGGAGAAAAAAAAAAGAUUCUUGUAUUUUACGUUAUUGUAUUUUUUUAUGAACAUGAUAUCACAUCUCACCGGCUCAACUUUUAUAUAAAACUGAUUUUUGCCCAACAA